Messenger RNA from Serpula lacrymans var. lacrymans S7.9, 624 nucleotides. RefSeq lists its product as uncharacterized. Lineage: Eukaryota; Fungi; Basidiomycota; Agaricomycetes; Boletales; Serpulaceae. The coding region runs from base 92 to 316 and encodes 74 amino acids. The record is from RefSeq and is a predicted model, not a curated record. The transcript has a single exon.
UUCAAGUUGAACGUUGAACAUUCAUGUCGCCCUCUUAGUCUGGUUAGUCCUGUACCGGUGUCCCCGAACGCCACAAUCUUUUGGAUGGACCAUGUGCCACCAUCAGCAUCUACAGAAGGUCUCAGAAAUAUUCACCGUGAUAUUUUCGACCGAUCCCGUAGUACCAACCACGGACAUAUUCGGAGAGCUCUGUUGCUUAUCGGCUUAUCUAGAGGAUAUCCAGCGCAUGGAGUCUACAAGCUCCUAUCUGCAUUGGAGCGUGCCAAGCGCUCCGGGCCAUGGAUAUUUACAUGCUGAUUCCCGGCAUUGUGAAUAGCUGAUAAUCAGAUAUUCAAGGGCUGGUGCCAGUGCUAUUCGAUCUGAUAUACGUUCUGCCAUUGCGCUGCACACACGUCGUAUCAUCGUAUCAUUCCCCAAAAGUUCGCACCAUUGUGGUACGUUGUGACGAUGCAGUACGGCUUGUCACACAUGGAAUCAAGAAGCAUACGGAUUCAUCAAGUUGGGGCCAUGGUGCCUUUUAAUUGCAACUGCAUGGGAUGCGACAACGUUGGUGAUCAUCGUUUGCUUACUUCGCGUUCUAGCCGAUCGAACAUCGUGACAUGGUGAAGUAUUUGGAAAGUCUGC